AUGUCGUCGAAGAUGGCCGACGUUUCCCACGAGGAGACCAUCGAUAUCCCCCUCCGACAACAUGGCGAGGUUCUCGAAGUCAGCCGAAGGGAACUGAAGGGAAACCAAGAGUUUGUCUUCAAUAUCUUGAACGACGAGGUCGCUGCGCUGUGGGUGUUUCUGGAUGUUGGGCUGGAGUACUAUAAACAGGGACAUUUGCUAGAGUUUGAGCAAGCGAUCCGGUCGGGGAUCUAUCGAGCACAACAGGAGCGAAACCCAAAGGAACAGCCACAUCAGCUGCUGCUCCUUAACGUCCUGGCGUCGUUUUACAUCGAGCUAGCGAAAACCACUCCAGCGGACGGUCGUUAUGUCACGCACAAAUCGAAUAACUUGACGAAGGAGGACUGCCUAUUGGAAGCUACGGCUUUGUUGAAUGAGGCGCGGAAGAUGGACCCGCAGGAUACGUUCGCUAUUGUUGCCUCAGGCAACAUUCUCCUGGCGCGGCAUCGACACGACGAGGCAUUGGAGGCUUUCGCUGCAGCACUUCGCCGCGACCCAAAUUGUGUGCCUGCGUUACUAGGCGAGGGUGCGGUUCGAUCUGCUAGUGGAGACCACAAAACUGCCCUGCAGAGAUAUCAAAGGGUUCUGCAAUUGCAACCCGACAUGCGUCCGGACGUCCGGGUGGCAAUCGGAAUAUGCUAUUACAAUCUUGGAGCCAUGAUCCAGGCCCGCAAGGCGUUCGAAAGAGCUCUGGCUGUGGAUCCCAACAACCCGGACGCCCUCACAUUACUUUCUAUCAUUGACUGGAACGGCCUUCGCUCUACGACCGACGGGACGAAAGUGGAGAAGGACGCGAUCGUGGCUCGCGCCAACGAGCGUCUGUUGCUGGUUUAUAAGAACGAAAGCAAGCACCCGCUGUUUUCGUGUCAGAUGGCCCAGAGGAAACUGAUAACACAGUCGUAUGGAGAUGCAAUUGAGUACGCAGAUCGUGUGGUGCAUCACAGUAAUAACCCAAAACUGCGUGCGGAGGCGUUGGUUUGCAAGGGGAAGGCCCUGAAAGCACAGGGUGACUCUGAUGCUGCAUUGCAGUGUUUUGAACAAGCCAACGCUCUGAACCCCGGGUCACGAUCUGCUCAGUACUCCCUGGGAAUGCUAUAUGUGCAGAAAGGCGAUGCCGAGAAAGGCGUGAGAUGCCUGGAAGCUAUCCUUUCCAAGGAGCCCAAUAACGUCGAAGUCAUUGUGCGCCUAGCAUAUCUAUACGCACAAUCGCCCAAACACCGGACCCAAGCAGUCGAGCUAUUCGAUCGCGCGAACAAACAAUCCGGUGGAUUACUGGACAGCGUCAAUGGAGUGAAUGGAAUCGCGGCCGAGUCAAAAUCAAGCGGCACCAUAGAGGAUCCCUUGGUCUGGCUCGAGAUUGCGAAAGUUAUGGAACAUACCAACAUGAAGAGAUCGCUGCAAUUGAACCUCAAAGCGAUAAAGCGCCUGACCCAGCAAGGGUCUCCCGUACCUCCAGAAGUGUACAACAACAUCGGAUCCUUAUGCCACGUCACAUCGCAACGGAUGAGCGCAACCGCCAAGGGUCCGAUCCUACCGGGACUCCAAAGGCCAGCCGCCGCCCACAUUCCGGUAGAAGACGGCCAAUCCGCAUUCGACAGGCCGCCAAUCGACAUGUUUGCCGCGAUAGGGCAUAUCGACGACGUGCUGAAACGCGAGGAGUUUUGGACGCGGGAGAAUUUGCUGCGGCUCGCGGAGGAUUUCUACUUUUUAGCGUUGCAGGCGUGUCAGCAGGAGAUUGGGAGAGGCAAUGUUUCUGAGGAUGCGCCGCUUACUGUUGUUACGGUGCGGUAUAAUCUGGCGAGGGUGCAGGAGAGUAUGGGGGAGACGAGUCGGGCGGAGGAUAUGUACCAAGAGUUGUUGCGCGAUCAGCCUGGAUAUUCUGAAGCCUACAACCGUCUGGGAAUAAUCGCCAUGAACGAAGGCCGCCACAACGACGCCGUCGAACACUUCCGGCUCCUCUCCGAAGCCGAUCCCAAACAACCCGAACCCCGUCUCUACAUGGGAAAAGCAUACCUAGCCGCCGACAACAAAAACAAUGCCAAACGGGCUUUUGACUCUGUGCUAAAAUACAUCGACAACCAAAACAUCCAGGCCCUCGUAGCCCUCGCGCACGUCCAGCUCGGUCUCGCCCGGUCCGCCCGGCAUAACCCCAAAGAGCGGGACGAAUGGAUCCAGCGUGCGCAUCGACUAUACGACGCCGCCCUGAAAGCCGAUAAGAAGAACGUGCCCGCAGCCGUCGGCAUGGGGAUCAUCCUCGCGGAAGUCGGGAUGCUAGAGGACGCAUUGGCGAUUUUCCGACAGGUCGAGCAAGCGACCGGCAACCUCCCCGCGGUAGCCAUGGACCUCGCGCACGUCAUCCUGGCGCAGGACGAGAAAGACGCCAAGAGCGCCAUACCCAUGUACGAGAAAGCGCUGAAGAAGGGCAACGAGAACGACGCGUAUGUCCUGCAAGCCCUCGCGCGCGCGUACUACAUCCUUGCCCGCGAGCGGAAAGACGAGGCGGCGAUGCAGGUGUCGUUGCGGUAUAUUGAGCAGGCGGCGAGGGUCGAGCCGAGCGAUACGGCGUGCUUGUUCAAUGUUGCGUUGGUGAAGCAGCAGAUGGCGGUGGUGUUGAAUGAUUUGCCGAUUGAGAGGAGGAAUUUGGCGGCUAUGCAUAGGGCCUUGCAGGGGAUUGAUACCGCUGAAAGGAUAUUCGGAGCCCUCGCGAACCGCGCACCGGAAAGCCGGCCCAACUACAACAUCGCGCACGCAUCACAUCGGAAGGCUUAUUGCAAGGAUGUACGCAAGUUGUCUGAGAAAAAGAUUCAUGAGACGACUACGCUGGAGAGGCAGAGGGAGGAGCGUAAGGAGCGGAUUCGGGAGGAGCAAAAAGCCAGGGAGGAGGAGAAGAGGCGGCGUGAGCACGAAGAAUCCGAGAAACGCCGCCUUCAGGAAGAAGAACGAGCCAAACAACGCGCCGAAGUCCAAGCGCGAGUCCAAAGCGACCUGCAGCGCGCACAACAGUACGCGGAAGAGGAACGCGAGCGCGAGGAGGCCAGUGGCGGCGGAAAGCGGAGAGGAGCUAACAAACGCGACCGCGAACGGGACGUGUCCCCGGAGUCGGCGGGUGAGGAGAGGGAGCCGGUUGAGAAGAGGAAAAAACUCCGCAAAAAACCCUCUUCAACCAAAUCCCGCGACUCGGACACCAGCACCGACAAGAAACCGCGGGGAACGGGCAGCAGAGGCCGUCCACGCGGCGUGCAAUCCCAACUCUCUGCCGAAUUCGUCUCGGAUAGCAGUGAUGAAGAUACGGUUGGUAGAACCAACGGUGACAACGGUCACGAGUCGGCGGCGGAGAACGGUAGGAAUGAUGGGAGGAGUCAUUCACCUUCCCCUGCAGCGGCGGCGGGGGUUACUGACGGGGAUGAGAGCCCACAUGGGGAGAAACGGCGACGGAGCGAGGAGGAUGAUGGGGCUGAAGCGAAUGGGCAUGGGGAUGAGGAGGAUGAGGAUGAAGUGCGGGUGAGGCCGCGGUUAAGCAAGAUUAGACGGACGGCGGUGGCGGAUAGUGACGAGGAGGAUGUGAGGGAGGAGGCACCUGCGGCUGAGGGUGAGCGUGAGGAGGCGGCGGCGUGA
This is a messenger RNA of Fimicolochytrium jonesii, 3654 nucleotides long. RefSeq lists its product as uncharacterized. The record is from RefSeq and is a predicted model, not a curated record. Lineage: Eukaryota; Fungi; Chytridiomycota; Chytridiomycetes; Spizellomycetales; Powellomycetaceae. The coding region runs from base 1 to 3654 and encodes 1217 amino acids. The transcript has 15 exons. Gene Ontology annotation, cellular component: Cdc73/Paf1 complex. Gene Ontology annotation, biological process: regulation of DNA-templated transcription. Gene Ontology annotation, molecular function: RNA polymerase II complex binding.